AUGGAAGACAACGCGGACAAGAGAAAGAAGUCCUCGCUCACCAAGAACCGGCCGCCAUCAAACGCCGGCGCCAAGGCGACAGGUGCUCCCACAGCGGCAGCAGCGGAUGCGCACGCCUUCAAUGCGUCGUUGCAGAAACAAGGCUUCCGUGGCAGUAAUCGAGGGUCCGAUGCAAAUUCCGCGCCCGGCGUCAGUACGGGGCAACCACGCGUCACUCCCGUGGCCGAUGGCACCGCUUUUGGCCCGUCGUUAUUUUUGUCCGGAAGCGCGGCUAAAAAGCACGCUGCUGAGGACGUGACCUUCAAGCCAAACACUGAUACGAAGUUGGCCUCCGCCGCACCGUUAACGCACGUCUACAGACCUCCGAGUGCGGGCGCGUCGAAGGCUCCAAAUACCACGGGCGCACCCGUAGACACGUCUUCUCUAGCAGACCACAGAAGCGUUGCUGCGACCCGGACACCUUCGGAUGCGUCGUGGGCUCGAAAUUCUGGUCGAAGCAGAAAGAAGCGGCGCAAGCGUAAUUUGAAGUCGUCGUUGUCGUCUGCGUCCUCCACGUCCAGCAGGACGUCGAAACAAGGACCUGGCGAAGGUGAACGCAAGGUCGGCGAUGCACCCUCAACAUCGACGCCAGGCCGGAUUGCAAACAGAGCGGCACCCCAGGACCACGCCGCCGGCAUCACACUUUCCAGUCACCAGUGGUCCACUGGGACGGGCGGCGUGUUCACCGGUAACUACGAUGACUCUACGCCGAUCAAGCAAAGGGGGACAAAGGCCAAGAACUGGGCUGACGCCCAGGGCAGGAAAAGAUCAGCCGACGACCCGAUGACUAUGGCUUCUUACAAGCAAUUACGAGCUUCCUCGGCUAAAGAACACUCAGCUCCAGAAACUGCGCCGGCGAGCCAGCGGGGAGUCGACGCAGCAGGACCGCCAGACGGCAAGGCCGGUAACUUGGCGGUCGUCCCGGGAACCUUCACGAACGAAGGAGAGACUUCGCAGCAGCGGCACGGCAACGUAUUCGCAACGAUGACCGCCACGUCGUACGGCUCCGUGGGCGAGAGGUCCGCUUCCCAUGGUGCUGUGCCCGCAGAAUCUGCCGGCGUCGUAGCUCCCGAAGGCCAUCUCGUUCCAGAGGCACCGCUGGGCCAGAAGGUCGUCGACGCAGCGGUCGGUCCUUCAGCUCGCAAGGAUGGCGACUCUGAGGCUGUUCUUCGCGCCGUGCUUCCUACGAACCCGGCGCUUCCCAAGGCGGAGGCAUUAACGUCGCCGCGGAAGGUCAUCGAGGAGCGGGAACCAGACCAACCGCCAAUGGCGUUUACCGGCCAGCAAGGAACAUCGCACCCGGCGCCAUCGGGUAGGGAGCAGAAAGACAGGACCGGCUGGAGGAAACGGUGGCGAAGCGGGAACAGGGCGAUGGAGGAGAGCGGGGCCAGCGAGGUUCACGCGGGUUCUACGCGAGGCGCGCGGAAAAGCAGCUUCGGCACCCAGGGCCAGUCGUGGUCCUUCUACCCUCUCAACGUGACGUUCGUCACCGAGGAGGACACGAAGAAAGAGUGCCUCGUCUACGGCUGCGUGGUCUGCUUUAGCUCCGUGCUGUUCUCCGUGCUGGUCGCGUUCCUGAUCCUGGCGUUCUUCCCGAACCGAGCCUUGACGCCUCUGGUCUGCGUGACAACCGAAUGCGUGGCGGCACGCGACUACCUGGCAAGCCUGAUCAACACCAGCAGGGACGCGUGCGGCGACUUUUACGGCUACGUCUGCGACUCGUGGAUCGCGAGAAGAAAGGACGCCGGCAGCUUUCUCGGGGACAGCGUGACGGCGUCGCUGGCCAGCAUCAACGAGUCCCUCUGGCGGAAGAACGCGGAAGGAGAUUCACCAGACCUCCGUUUGGUGCGCCGCGUCUACCAGGUGUGUCGCCGUUACAUGUCCGGCAGCUCGAACACGGCGACGCUCAGGGAAACGCUGGAGUCGGCGAGGAAGCUGUUGAGUUGGGCCCUGAUCCGCGACUGCCGCGACUACCGCGGUCUCGUCGCGCUCCUGGUGCGGACGUCGCUGCUUGUCGGCUUCCACACCGUCUUGGUCACCGAACUCUUUGGCGAGAACGGUCGCACCGCCCUGCGGUUCACCUGCGGCAGGUCGCUGGUCCGCAAGCUCACGACCGUGGGCAAGCGGAUAGAUCUGCAGGCCACGCUGAGGACCAUCGUCGGCGACGAGUUCAAGGACAUCCCCACGAUCCUCGAGGUGGACGAACUUGCGGGCGGCAACCUUGACGGACCCGACUGCGCAGCGAGCGUCGAACAGGCGGACGUGGUUGGGCCGUUGAGCCUGUUUGUCGGUGGCAUCGUGCCCGGCGUGAACGCGAACUCGUGGGCAGAGGCGGUCGAGGAGGUCCUGGCGUCCUCUGGCGAGAACGCGUCGCUGUUUUCCGAUUUCGCCGUGGCUUCUGGAGCGGCCGGCUUUCGCCGAGCUUUCCUCGACGUGGUCUCUGCGGGCGGCAUCGAGGUCAGCGCGUUAUACCUCGCCACGCACCUGGACGUUGAGAUCGUCUCCCUGGAGCUGUCGAGAAGACACUCGGAUUCCGAAGGGGCCGCGCGGUUCUGCCUCGCGCUGUCUCGAAGGCCUCUGGCCCACUCCUGGUCGUCGCUCGUGGCGAAAAUUCUUAACGUUCGCGGAAGCGAAGAGGCCCUGCGGACCAUGUUCCACCAGAUCAAGGCGACGGCCCAUGAGACCACCAUGUUCGCAUGGCUGCCAGAAGCAAUGCGUCGAGUCGCCGCAGGAAAGAUCAGUGGAGUGAACCUCGCAGUCGCUUCUGAAGACGUGUCCUCUAACUCUGCCCGGACGGGCAACGCCACAGACCCCUACGCGUCGCUCAUCGCAAAUUCGGAAGAGAGAAACGCAACUUUCGUCGAGCUCUUCGUGAAGGCCAUGUCGAUCGCUCACGGCCUGCGCAUUCGAAGUCCGCCGACGCGGUCGCAGUCCGCCGUCUCUCAACUGGAAGAACGCCACGAGGUGGCGUACUUGUCGGCGACGUCGUCCAUGGUGGUGCCGACGCUUUACCGGCGCGCUCCCCUCCUCUACGCGACGGGCGUACCGUCCCACUUCAACUAUGCCACCGUCGGCGCAGUGCUGGCCACGCGAAUUGUGGACGUCGUGGCACCGGCUCUUGGGAUAGAAAUGGUAGGCUUCUCGGCUGCCUCACAUUCCGUCAUGUCGUGGGGGCAAGGAACAAGCCAACACGCCGACCUCUGGUGGACGCGAGCGGCAUGGCGCCAGUUCAACGCCAGCGCCCUCUGCUUGCAGCGACUGCACGAGCGUCUCGGACUGCGGUACGGCUCGAGUGGCGGCGAGCUCCAGCGUCGCGACAUGCUCCUCCGCGCCCAGGGCCUCCGGCUCGCCUACGACGCCCUGGUGGCCAGUCUGCGUCCCGUAGCGUCCAACGUACACCUCCGGGCCCACUGGCACGAGGCGCAGGUCGUGUUCUUCGUCAGGUUCUGCCUGCUCUCCUGCGACGCCGACCAGCACCGCCAGGCGGCGCUAUCGUCGCGCGCCCGGUGCCUCGUGCCGCUGCACAACAUGCCCGAGUUCGGAGCCGCGUUCGACUGCGUGUCGCGGGAGGACUUCGUGACCGAGCAGUGCGUGGCGUGA
This is a messenger RNA of Dermacentor andersoni, 3639 nucleotides long. RefSeq lists its product as uncharacterized. Gene Ontology annotation, molecular function: metalloendopeptidase activity. Gene Ontology annotation, biological process: protein processing. Gene Ontology annotation, cellular component: plasma membrane. NCBI's taxonomy places the organism in Eukaryota, Metazoa, Arthropoda, Arachnida, Ixodida, Ixodidae. The record is from RefSeq and is a predicted model, not a curated record.